This is a messenger RNA of Amoebophrya sp. A120, 245 nucleotides long. The record is from the annotation of a GenBank genome assembly. NCBI's taxonomy places the organism in Eukaryota, Dinophyceae, Syndiniales, Amoebophryaceae.
ACGCCGCCCCAGCCGGGGAACGCCAUGCCGAACAUGCAGGCCCCGGCCACAGCUUCGCCCCCGCUCAGCCGCUGGGACUAUCAGAAAGCCGCCCCCAAGUUGCAAGAACUCGGGCAGUUUAACGCCUACAGCCGGGACCUUGUGGGCUAUCUUUCUAAUUUGCGAAAAUACGGGAUCGAGGAAAGCUUAGGCCUUCCACAAAUCAAGCAAGCAAUUUCGUUGCAGGCAGUGCAUACGCAUCUGGC